Colletotrichum navitas is the source of this 782-nucleotide messenger RNA. RefSeq lists its product as uncharacterized. The record is from RefSeq and is a predicted model, not a curated record. The transcript has a single exon. Bases 129 to 734 code for a protein of 201 amino acids. NCBI's taxonomy places the organism in Eukaryota, Fungi, Ascomycota, Sordariomycetes, Glomerellales, Glomerellaceae.
CUGUAGCGAUUGCCAAAGAGCCUGGAGACAAUGGCUGCAUGGAUGGAUUGCAUGGACUAAGGGGUGGUUUGGGAGAUACACGAGCAUCACACGGAGUUUGACCCAGCAUUAUAACAGAGCAUGAGGGAAUGGUAGACAUGGGGGAGGGGAACUUUGGGCAUCGUAUAAGAAAAUGCAACAACAACCAUGGUUUUCGUUUUUCGUGUAGAACCGGCCCUCUUCUUUCGCAGGUCCGUGGUCGUCCUGGGCUGAUCAACAACCGACGGAUCGGAAUUGCGCCGACAGCUUCGCCAUGGAACCGGCUGGUAAAGACACAAGGCGCCAGUUGGUCGUCAAUACCGCACACCCAAAACAAGAUGGUCCUUUUCGCCUCCACACACCCCACCUCGCCGGCCUUUGGCCGCCGCCGCCACCGCCUCUGCCCUCCGCAUCGGGUCCGUCCUCAAGGCGGCUCGGCCUGCCCCCAGGGCGCCAUGGUGACCUGGUACGUCGAGCUCCGUUCACGUCGUGCGGAAUCUGGCAGUUGCCUAGCGGGUGAACUCGGUGUCGACUCUCAACAAAGUUACGUUCAUCUUGCAGGCUGGCAACCGGACCGUCUUUGGCAGGGAGCGCAAGGACGCCGAGACAUCUCCUAUAAUGGAGGCGCUCAGUUUCGAGUGGCAAAAGUUGUUGAGUUUCGGGGUGCCAAGAGGCAAAGAGGGGGAGUGGAAGGAGACCGGUUAGCUAGGGGAUAGUGCUCUGAGUUGAAGCGGAGUUAUCAAAAACGGUUUCCCGUUCUUCUU